CGACUGGAUGAACAUAGAGAGUUGAGGAGGGUGGGUAGACGAGACGACUAAACGCGCCUUCUGCGGGAGAGAGAGCAUGGCUCCACCCCCGAGUUUGUCGCCACCUACGAUUGGAUCAAAACCCAACUGACAUUGUGACCAAUGGAAGCCGUUUACCAUCAGCUAGACUAUAAAGUCUGUACUCCGACGUAGGCUUUUCACUUCUCGUUUAAACAGAAAUAGCAAUAAGAUGAGCGGAAGAGGCAAAACCGGAGGCAAAGCAAGGGCUAAGGCCAAGACCAGGUCAUCCCGCGCCGGGCUGCAGUUCCCCGUGGGUCGUGUUCACAGGCUGCUUCGCAAGGGUAACUACGCUCAGCGUGUGGGAGCUGGCGCACCCGUCUACCUGGCAGCCGUGCUCGAGUACCUCACCGCUGAGAUCCUGGAGUUGGCCGGCAACGCGGCUCGUGACAACAAGAAGACUCGUAUCAUCCCCCGUCACCUGCAGCUGGCCGUCCGCAACGACGAGGAGCUCAACAAACUGCUCGGUGGCGUUACCAUCGCUCAGGGUGGAGUGUUGCCCAACAUCCAGGCGGUACUUCUCCCCAAGAAGACCGAGAAGGCCGUUAAAGCCAAGUAAAAAUUAAACCUCGGUCUCACUUUCCCCAAAGGCUCUUUUAAGAGCCACCCACUUAACUCUUCAAAAGCGCAUUGUCUCGAACU
Molecule: messenger RNA, 699 nt
Organism: Hypomesus transpacificus
Lineage: Eukaryota; Metazoa; Chordata; Actinopteri; Osmeriformes; Osmeridae
Product: histone H2A
Exons: 1
Coding region: 230-616 (128 amino acids)
Cellular component (GO): nucleosome
Molecular function (GO): DNA binding; protein heterodimerization activity; structural constituent of chromatin
Source: RefSeq, a predicted model, not a curated record